UUCCCCAACACUAUACUGGCUGACCUGUGUGCGUUUACACAUGGAUGAAGCUGUGUGCGUAGCCUGUGAAGCAAAACUGUGUAAAUAAUAAUAACGCAGUCUAAAUAUCUCCAAAGUGCGUGUCUUCUUGAAAAUAUAAUUAAAAUGUAGUUAGAUUUGUGAGUAUCGACCACCGCCUUUGUCUCUCCUCUUCUCGCCUGUUUUCCCGCGGAGUUCCUCCCCCUGCGGCGCUGGGCGGAGUUUCAUACCGAACCAGACGCUCCUUUCGUCGGAUUCGUUUCGACUUGACUCCCCGGGGCUUACGGCUAAAUAAAUUCACACUAAAACACGUUAAAAUACUUCUCACAAACGCCGUACUGACCGUGAAGGGGACCCGCGGCGAUCUGUCCAAAAACAGGUCUAAGGUCCUCUGUAGCCGCGUUCUGUUGCCUGUCGUUGAAGCCUAACUCUGUCAGCAUGAAUGGCAGCAGCAGCAUGGCUGUCACCCAGGGUGUUCGGAUCAAAAUCGACCCAGAUGAUGAUGUGUGGAGUAAAGAGGACUGUCUGAUGCUGCUGGAGAGGAUCAGGACUCUACUGCCUGAUGGGGACGCUAUGAAAUACAAGACCACAGAGUCUCAUUUUGACUGGGAGAAGGUGGGCUUUGGAAACUACACAGGGGACAUGUGCAAGCAGAAAUGGCAGAAAGUUUCCACAGAGGUGCGUAAAUACAGGACAAUGACAGAGCUUAUUGUGGAUGCCAUAGAAUACGUGAAGAACCCUUACAAAGGAAAGAAACUGAAGACCCAUCCAGACUUUCCAAAAAAGCCCCUCACACCCUACUUUCGUUUCUUCAUGGAGAAAAGAGCCAAGUAUGCAAAAAUCCACCCAGAGAUGAGCAACCUAGAUCUUACCAAAAUCCUGUCCAAAAAGUACAAGGAGCUCCCGGAAAAGAAAAAGCUCAAAUACAUUCAGGAAUUCCAGAGGGAGAAGGAAUCGUUUGAAAAGAACAUGGCACGGUUCAAAGAGGACCAUCCUGAUUUGAUAGAAGAACGAAAGAAAUCAGACCUCCCAGAGAAGCCCAAAACCCCUCAGCAGCUCUGGUACAACCAUGAGAAAAAAACCUUCAUGAAGCUUCACCCAGAUGUAAGCCAAAAAGAGCUGAAGGAAGCUUUACGCAGACAGUGGUCUCAACUCUCUGACAAGAAAAGGCUGAAAUGGAUCAGCAAAGCCCUGGAGCUGCAGAAAGACUAUGAGGACAGCUUAAAGGCCUACCAUGAAGCGCAUCCAGACUCAAACUCAGAUGAGCACGUUAAGUCUGUGUUAACAAAGGCUGAACGGCAGCUCAAGGACAAGUUUGAUGGCCGGCCUACCAAACCACCACCAAACGGUUAUUCUCUAUAUUGUGCCGAGCUGAUGGUAAACAUGAAGGAUGUGCCAAGUACAGAGAGGAUGGUGCUGUGCAGUAAGCAGUGGAAAAUGAUGACCCAGAAAGAGAAGGACAUGUUCCAGAAGCGAUGUGAACAGAAAAAGAAGCAGUAUGAGAUUGACCUUCAGAGGUUUCUUGAGAGUCUGCCAGAGGAGGAGAGAGAUCGAGUACUGAUGGAGGAGAAGCUGGGAGGCACUAGGCUGAGUUUGGUAGGAGCUGGCAGCCCUGCUGGAUCUAAAUCCCCUUCAAGCAAGGAACGAGUUCGAGACCCUGAACUGGACCACUGGGUACAGGGGUUACCUAAAGAUAGACGGGAUGGGAAGAAGAAGUUGACAACGCGCCUCCCAGAUACUCCUAAAACACCGGAGGAGAUGUGGCAGCAGAGUGUAAUAGGGGACUACCUGGCCAAAUAUAGGAGCGAUAGGAAGAAAGCACAGACCGCCAUGGAAGCCGCAUGGAAAGCCAUGGAAAAGAAAGAGAAGAUCCCCUGGAUCAAGAAGGCGGCUGAGGACCAGAAGCGAUACGAGGUUCAGUACCGGACUGUGAGAGAGCUGCUGGACAUGAGGAUUGUCCCAUCAGGACAGGGGCAAAAAAAACCCAAGUUUGACGGGGAGCCCAAGAAACCUCCUGUGAGUGGUUAUCAGAUGUUCUCUCAGGAGCUGUUGACGAACGGAGAGCUGAACCACUUCAGUCUGAAGGAGCGCAUGGUGGAGAUCGGCAAGCGCUGGCACAAGCUCAACCAGACCCAGAAGGACAAGUACAAGAAACAGGUGGAGGAGCAGCAGCUUGAAUACAAAGCAGAGCUGGAGGUGUGGGUGAAGUCUCUCUCUCCUCAGGAGCGGGCGGUUUAUAAGGAGUUUUCUUGUGCGAAACGGCGAAGUACGACAAAGACUCAAGCUCCCAGCGCUAAAGUUCGUGUUACCAAGGGGAAGGCGGUAGGUGCCAGAGCCGCAGUGCUGGGGGCCGGGGGGGGCAAACGUUCCAUGGCGUACAGGGCAAAGCAGGACACAUCAGACUCAGAUGAAGAGGACGAUAAGACAGACACAUCAGACUCUGAGGAUGAGGACGAGGAGUCCGAUGCUAGCACAGAUAGCGAGGAUGACGAGGAUGAUGACGAGAACGACGAUGAGGAGGAUGACGAGGAAGAUGAGGAAGACCAAUCAGAGGGUUCGAGCAGCUCAACCGAAGACAGCAGUGACUCUGAUUCGGACUAACAAACCUCACCCCCUCAAAGGUGGGGGGGCUGUGCGGGACACGCCCCCUAAUAGUAUCCCUCCCUGACUACAGAGGGGGGCUCAGUAGCUGUGAGCACACAGCAUGCGGUGAAAAGUCUCUCACGCUCUCUUUCUCUCCGUCUCUCUGUUCAGCGAGAGGCUCGGGACUCGGAAGGGUAACGGCUCUUUUGCCCUCAACACGUCCACUUCACCGACUCCAAGUCAGCCGGACAACUCCUGUUAUAAAGAGCUGUGUUACUUGUGUUAUUGAAGCAUUUUUAUUGCCUUUAUAUAGGUGUGUUAUUAAAUCUGUGUUGCCUGUUCCUUUUUUAAAGACGCAUUUGAUAAAGCGAUUUAAGAAUUAGUUUUUUUUGAUGUGUCAGCCUUGUUCUGAGGUGGACAGAGGAAGAAGAGGACUUUCGGAAACGGAGGUAGUGGAGGAGAGUGACCUAGCUGCUUGUAUUUGCAUCCCUCAGCCGGGGCGUUGAGGCCCAGAGGGCUGUUCCUGUUAUGUCUGUUCGUUCUUUGGACAGGUCCUCUGCAAUAAAUGCACCUUUUCUCUUUUA
This is a messenger RNA of Astyanax mexicanus (Mexican tetra), 3185 nucleotides long. RefSeq names its product upstream binding transcription factor, like (gene ubtfl). The record is from RefSeq and is a predicted model, not a curated record. NCBI's taxonomy places the organism in Eukaryota, Metazoa, Chordata, Actinopteri, Characiformes, Acestrorhamphidae. The coding region runs from base 457 to 2619 and encodes 720 amino acids. The transcript is spliced from 20 exons.